Cladocopium goreaui is the source of this 872-nucleotide messenger RNA. The record is from the annotation of a GenBank genome assembly. NCBI's taxonomy places the organism in Eukaryota, Dinophyceae, Suessiales, Symbiodiniaceae.
AGGCGGUUUCCGCUACGUCUACCGCGGAGUCUACACCUCUGGCCCACGCCAGGGAGAGGAAUGCGUCAUGAAGGAGUUCAAGUCCGGAGGUGUUCAUGAAGAUAUCUUCUUCAAGGAAGACAUCGAAGCGGUCAAGAAGGCUGGAGAUCUCAUUGAAAAGUUCAAUGCUGCGGGCGUGGUGAGCAAAGGCGUCUACCUCAACGAGCCUGAAGUCUGGUCCGGCAACGCUGGCCGCAUCGCGGGACACAAGGUCCUAGUUGAGCCCAUGAUCAAAGGCGAGUAUUUCAAGUUCAACAGCAACACCGGGCAUGCAGAGCCAGAUACGCAAAGCAUGCAAGCGCUGUCGCACUUCACCUAUCAUCAGUCGAAGGGCCAGUACCUUCUCUGUGACCUGCAAGGGGGUCGCUAUGAUGGUUUCUAUGUGCUCACCGACCCAGUGAUACAUAGCAAAAACAAGGAGUUUGGCGGCACGGACCUGGGUGCCGAUGGCAUCGAGAACUUCAUGGCGCACCAUCGUUGCGGUCGCUUCUGCAGCCCCAGUUGGAAGAUGCCUCCAGCAAAGCAAUUGAUACCCAAGUUCGAGGCGGUCUGUGGCACAACCUUCGGUGAAGCCGCAGCGCUCUUCAGUGAUGAAGAACGGAAGGAUUUGGAGAUCAAGGUGAAGAAGGAGAUGCGUAUCUCCAUCCGCAAACUUUGGGAGAACGCCUUGCCGGGCGACAAGAACAAGAAUCAGAUCGUCAUCAACAAAUCCAAGAAGGUGGAGAAAAAGACCCGCUGAGCGUGGUUCGGACGACUGAACCAAUGGCGUUCAAAUCGUUCAAAGCGCGCGCUGAAGUCUGAAAACAAUAGGGUAAUGUCAGUGUGAAUUGGGC